Messenger RNA from Cheilinus undulatus (humphead wrasse), 2460 nucleotides. Its product is annotated as transmembrane protein 150A-like. The transcript has 9 exons. Bases 829 to 1674 code for a protein of 281 amino acids. NCBI's taxonomy places the organism in Eukaryota, Metazoa, Chordata, Actinopteri, Labriformes, Labridae. The record is from RefSeq and is a predicted model, not a curated record.
UGAAAGGAAUGUGGGAUAAACAGCAUUCCAGUUAAAAAAAAACACAACUUCCUUCCGUUUUGUUUUGGUAGUUAAAGGAUUAAAAGUGUUGCACGGUUCAAAGCAGCAUUGAACGAACUUUAAACGAAAUCAAGCUACAUGGAUAGGAAAAGACUUCGAGAUGUUUAUGAGAGGGAAGAUGCAUGAAAUACAACCCCAUCAGGACAACGGUCCUAUGGAGUGCUGAGUAAUAUCUGCGAUUGUGAAAUCAGUUUCCAGGAACUAGACGGAGAACAAAAUGAUCCGCGAUGGACACAACAACUAAAACAACCACAACACCUCCUGUUCAACAGAUGCUGAUCCAGUACUGUUUAAGUUUGUCGAAGUCCAGAGGCACUUCCGCUCGUUUUUACAUUCUUUUGAACUCACAUAAAGACCAAAUUGGUAUUUUUUUCCUCUAAGAAGUAAAACAAUGGUUUUUAACAACAAAUAGUCAAAUCUUUGUUUUGAAUGGGAGAAACGUGACUGUGUAGUGGGAGGAGUUAAAAGUGAGUGACUCCAGCUGCUCAUUACACCUCAGAUCAGAACAAUCAGGCAGCACACUGAGACUUGGAUCAACGUUAAGGAUGAAAACAUGACCACACAUUUCUUCUGAUUCCUCCUGACCCUGUUUUGUUAACUCUGAAUCACAUUCGGCACCUUUUCUUGACAAUGAAAGCAGUCCAUGCAGAGGACUUCAGACCCGCAGCGACUUUUUCUUUCUGCAACUUUUCCUCGAGUUUGGAGGAGUUGAGAUGAGGAGCAGAGCCUGAAGCUGUUUCCACUGAGCAAACGAGGAGUGGAGAGCUGAUGGUGGUCGUCAUGUCUCUGUGGAUGAUCCUUCCUGUCAGCCUGCCCGUCUUCACCAUCACUGGAAUAUGGGUCGUAUAUGCGAUGGCCCUGUACAACCAGCACGUCUGUCCUGUUCAUAACUGGCUUUAUAAUGAGUCGUGUGAGGAGCCACUGCCCUUACAGAGGGGUCCUGUUCUCUGCUGCACGCUGGACAACGUCCCGCUCAUCAGUAAAUGUGGGACCCUCCCUCCUGAAAGCUGCUUCUUCAGCCUCAUCUGCAGCACUGGAUCCUUCAUGGUGAUGCUGAUCGGUCUGCUGCGUUACGCUCAUGUCAUUGAGAAACAUCAGAACUGUGUCCUGAACACGGCUGGUCUCUCCACCUCAUGGAUCUGUGCUGCUGGACUCAUCAUGGUGGGGAACUUCCAGGUGGAUUUUGCCAAAGUCCUCCACUACGUCGGAGCAGGAGUGGCGUUCCCGUCCAGCAUGCUGUUUGUGUGUCUACAGUCGGCUCUGACCUACAGACUGGCAAAGACGCAGGACGAGUACCGGAUCGGACAUCUCCGAAUGAUGAUGGCUCUGCUGGCUCUGAUCGCUCUGGUGCUCAGCGGCGUUUUCUUCUGCCAGCAGAGCUUCGUCCUGCAGCACGCCUCCGCCAUCUUUGAGUGGAUCUAUUGCAUGCUCAUCAUGAUAUUCUAUGGGACUUUUGCCUUCGAGUUCGGCGGCAUGUCAGGGGACACGCUCAUGGUCCUGUCAAGAGGAGGAGGAGUCGGAGUGGGAGGGGGGAUGAUGAGCUUCUCUACAUCUGGACAGAAAUCAGAGGUGGGCUCCAACCUCCGUCAGCCGGAGAACUUAUCGAUCCUGUAAACAAAUGGUGGGAUGUUUUAUGAAACCUGGAAGACACUCAGACUGAAUCAAAAGGCUGGAAGCUGCAGCCUGAAAAUCGACACGCUCACUGCUGCACACGGCCAUGAGAAGAGACCAAAGACUGAAACUUCACAGACUUUAUCUCGCUUUGCACAAGAUUUGAAGUGCCUUUCUGCACCCAUACUCCAGCAGAGUCAUCCACACAGCCUUCACUGUUUGUUUGAACUCUGAUAAAACAAUCACUCAGCUGAAGUCGCCUUUUGUCCCGUCUUAAAGCUCCUUGGUUUGUUUUUAUGUUUGGAUGUUCAGACUCUGAGCUCUGUAUUGUUUUACUCUCAGGAAGUUUUGUUACAUAAUCGGCUCCACGAUUGGUGAAGUUUAUGAAAAACUUUCAACAAUCCAUGAAAAGUUACUGUGUGCCAAGAAUAAUGCCUUCAUUUAAUGUGCUUGAAUUGUGUUUUUUUGUAUUUGUUGCCUGAAAUAAUGGGAGUUUUAAAUGUUGUAAGUAAUCAAAGUAUUCCCUGGUAAUGUAUGCCAAAGUAUCUGCUAACAACACUCUGAUAAGCUCUGUUGUAUAUUUUGAUAUAUCCUGACUCAGCUGUGCCAAAACAAGCUCAUAUCACUGCCUCUGUACCAGCCAGUGUCUACUGUUUCAACGGGACCAGACUAUCCAGUAAGAAGCUGCAAUGCUGUAUUUUAUCAUAUACAGAGGGAAUUUUACAAUAAAAUAAAGUUUUUAUAUUGUAAGCAAAGAACCAAAGAAUUAAAGUAAAAAGUACAUUCCUA